This is a messenger RNA of Nylanderia fulva, 4783 nucleotides long. RefSeq names its product pleckstrin homology domain-containing protein pruning defect 1 (gene prd1). Lineage: Eukaryota; Metazoa; Arthropoda; Insecta; Hymenoptera; Formicidae. Gene Ontology annotation, cellular component: endosome membrane. Gene Ontology annotation, biological process: lysosome localization; regulation of protein localization; Golgi organization. Gene Ontology annotation, molecular function: kinesin binding. The record is from RefSeq and is a predicted model, not a curated record.
GUAAAAUAAAUUCUAUAAUAUAAAAAUCUCAUAAGAUAUCUCACCAACAGAGUAUAAUUGCCUAAGUCAGCACAUCUGAGUAAAAAGAUUCAUCAUUUAAACAAAUAAGCAAUGUGUAAAAAGCACAAUGGAUCGGAAAUGAGAAAAACAGGAAAGUAGAAAAGAAAGAAAGGAAGAGGAAAGGAAGGAAGGAAGAAAGAAAGAGAAGAGUUCUAUUUCAUAUCUCCUGAAAAAUUCAUUAUUUAAACAAAAUAAUGUGUAAAAAGUUCUACGCAUAAUGGAUAGGAAAUGAGAAAAAGGAAGAAGAAAAGAAGAAAGAGAAUUCUACUUCAUCUCCCGAAAAAUGUCCGAAUAGAAGAAGAUAAACACCGACAUAAAGGCGUAGAAAGUGUUGCAUUGUACGACUUGAAAAUCGCGGGUGACCUGCGCGCUGUUAAAAUCAAUCAAUGAACGUCGACAGCGCGACUACGUCGUGCAGAGAUCGCGUUGUCGUCGUCGGUAUCGCCGUGUCCGCAUUCGGUCCGGUUUACUUUGUAGGGUAGAAUUUUAGAUACGAUUUUCCGUGGCGCCGAGCCGCUUACAUUGUUGCGAACUGAGUCAUGUAAUUGUGCGUGGUGACAAAAUGCCGCCAGGUCGCGAGGAUAUGGAACUCUGUACCGACAAGGUCCUCUCCAAGGGUAGAAUCUUACAGGAGCUCACAAAAGCUGUCAAAUUGGUCUACGCCCAAAGUCUUUAUGGUACUGUGGUCUUGGAUGGUGAUUCCUGGUUGGUUUAUUGGUUGGACCGGGCAUUACGUCAUGGACUGCGUGUAGAGAGACAUGGAUAUUGGGGUACUGCUAGAGAACUUAGUCAUCAGGACACUGUUGUAGUCAUUCACGCAUUACAGAGUGUAUUAACUUCUAUUGGAAAAGGUCGAGCAUGGCUUUAUCACACUCUGAGUGAGGGCAGUUUUGAGAGCUAUCUGGCCUGUUUACUGCGAGACACCAAGACGUUAAAAAAGCAGUAUUUUUCACACGCACUUGUAAGAGAUGCUGAUAAAACCAAUCAAUUGGUAAAUCUUCUCGCCGGUUUGGAAAAUGUAUCCUUCACGUUGCAAUUGGAUGUGACGUAUUUAGACACAUGCAACUAUAUGCCACAGAGGCCUAUGAGCAUAAAUCCAUCAGGAACGGUCUUAUCGUUGCAUCUUAGGUCUUCUAGUGUUUCAUCGAGCCUAGCUUCUCCAGGUGAUAGUGGUGUUGCAUUUGACAGUGAUAUGGAUCUUGCAAACGAAACUGAUGGCAGCAGUUAUAAAGAGGAGGAUUUUUCGAUGGAUGAUAUUCUUAAAUGUCGAAAUAAUAGGUAUAAGACAAUUAUUAACAAUCGCAUGGAAGACAAUAAGAAUUUUGGAUCUAGCGAUUCCAGCGAAGAUGGUAAAACGCCAAUGCAAUCACCGGCAAUUACUAAAUUUCAAACUGUCAUGAUGACAAAAAAUGAUAUAGUUAACCAGAAUAUAACGCGAAAACUGGACGACAAUGAAAUGGAUUGCUCUAGUUUGGAAACUCUCAAAGAUUAUGAUUUUUAUAGUAGGAGUCUUGACGAUGCAAAAUUGGAGAAAACGAACAAAAUCGAUAAUGGUAUAAAGGACUUUGGCAAGAGGAGCACUUAUUACAGCGAUACUCCUGCUUACAGUUUUAAGAAGAAUAUAGAUCCUCGUAAUUCCUAUCUAAUCAACAAUGAUACAAAUCUGUUGGAGUUAAGCAUGACAAUCUCCGACUGUGAUAACAUGGAUGCUCCUUACAGUAUUCUGAACACAAUCAAUAUGACGGACACUAGCAUUCUAUCUUCCUCCAGUUCAGAGGCUAUAGUACAACGUAGGCAACGUAAAAAAAAGCGUGGUGAAAGUAAGAAGCGAGUCAGCUUUCAUGAAGACAUACUGAAAACGAUGAAGCUGGAGGACGACGAAAACUAUGCUGAUUUCUCCAUGAGUUUUUUGUUGCCCAGUUCCGUUCUAAAAAGAGACGCUCAGAAAGGUAGAUACAGUUGGUGCGCGCACGGAGAUUCGCCGUACGUGCAGAAGAAUACCAAUGACGGUAGGAACGUGUACUCGGAUUGUUAUUCAUUUUCGUCAUCCUCGUCGAGUGUAUUUGACAGCGAUGGAGACAAACAGACAUCAUCGAAGAUGUGUAUUGACAUGCCGUGUCAGCGUAAUUGCAGGUGUAAUUGCGGCUUAUCCUUGUUGGAACGUGGAGCACCAGAAGGUCAGGAAGACCCGGCUAAAAGCCUAAGGCCUAAAAUGGAAAUAGAAUUGGAGGAGAACGAGGCUCAGGAAGCCUAUAUCGUCGAAAAAGCCUGUGGUAAUAUUGUCGAGGAUCCACCAUCCAAAGUAGAGAUGCCACAGAUGGUAAAUCCGAAGAAAUGCGCCAAUUUGAAUGAUUGGUCGGACGUGGAAAGUGUGACAUCUGAGUUAGAAGAUCGUAAAAGUAGCAGACACUUAGCUUCACCGUCGAAGAAGCGCAAUAUGACGGCGAUAUUAACGGGCGAGAGCAGCAGCAAGCUCUUGACACCACCUCUGCGUCAGGCUCCAUCGAAAACAUCAUUGUUGAGUAGAUUUUUAAAAUCUAUCACUGAGAGGAAGUUUGAGAUUAAGAAGAACAAGAAACCGCCGAAGGUAAAUACCUUAUACAUCAAAGGAAUUAAGACCAACUACGAUUCUUUCAAAGAUUUUAAUGACAAUCUUGACAAAGAGAUUCAAGAGAACGUGGCCGCUGAAAAACAGGAAUUUAGCGGCGAAAAAGUAAGCCUAAAACUACGUGAACUUUUCAAGAGACAUAUCUAUCGCGACAAAACGGAAGAAUUAUAUAAAGUCUACAAAGUGCAAAGUUCGUACAUGACGAACGGCGAAAGUAAGCCAAUGAUCGCGUUAUUGACGGACAAAACAUUAUAUUUAACUGGUUCAAAACUGGAUCACUCUUAUAGCAAUCAGUUCGUUAUUCCUUAUAAUGAAUUGGAUGUUAUUAUGAUUGGACCGAACGCACAAAGUAUUUUGAUUUCAAACGCCGAUUGUGAAAUGCAGUAUCUAUUCUCCACUGGCAGCUCGCAAACUACCUCAGAAUUAAUCGGUCAUUUAGAGAUGGCUAUGAGACGAUCACCAUCAAAACCGAGACUUCCUGCUGUCAAAGAAUUGAAUUAUGAAGAUAUGCACAUUUUGAGAAAUUCAAUUCUUAAUGACACAGCUGUACAUCCUGAUGAGAAAAUCGAACAUUAUAGCCUUAUUUAUAUGGAAGAUGAACACAUGUCGCCGCCUAGUACACCGUGUGGACCAACAAAAGAAGGCGAUUUGAUGUUUCGUCCACAUACCUAUCAACACUUGCAUCCGAACGCUCCUACGAAUCCCUGGGAGGCCGGUUAUUUCGUAUUAAAAGGCGGCGUCGUUUACAUGUUCACGGAUUCGAAUCAGCGACUUCCCAAGCGUGCUAUACCUUUAAAAGGAGGCUUAUGCCAAGGAUGUCGAAGGAUUCCCAAUUCUCACCGACCUCAUACUUUCGAAAUAUUAUUAAAACCCAACAAAUCAUAUCAAUUCGCCGCUCCGGAUGAAUAUGUAGCUUCCGAAUGGCUACAGAGUUUUGUUCAAAGCGCAUCGGGUCUAUUUGAUUGUACAGAAAACAAAGAGCCAAAACCUUGCAGCCUCAUCACGACUACGAAACAUCUAGUGGCAAUGAAGGAAAUCCAUCCUGGCACACAAAGAGGCCAAACGCUCUCGUGUGCUUCUAUUAAGGAUUUAGCAGCAUUUAGAGUGCCAUUAGUACAACAAUCAUGGUGCAUAUUGGAAUUCGCAUGUCGAGAAGUACACGAAAGCAGUGGUGAUUGGAUCAUAUAUUUCACGAAUCACACCGAGCUCUGUGCGUUUAAAGAGAUUUUGGAAAUAUUAUGGGCUAAUGCAAACUUGGGUGAAUUUCCUAUGGCAACACUUCCACCAGAGGAUAAAUUACAGCGACGUUGUUCGGAUGCUAGCAGAGAUUUGGAACAUGCGUGGCGAUAUCUGUUACCACCAGCUUUAGAAUGAAUGAAAAAUAUACCGACAAUAUACACCAUCAUUUAAAAAAUUAUUUUAUCAUAUCGCUAUAAAAGAAAGAUGGAACUCUCGUGAUAAUGCACGUGAAUAUUCAGGUAAUUACGUAUAUUUGAAAAUUGAAAUACUAAUAUGUCGUAUAUGGAAGAUAUAUCGCUUGUGCAAUAUAAUCCAAAUUCCUUUUGUUGCAAAUUAAAUGCCAUGUAUCUGUCACGUCAAACUAGUUGAUGUUAUUUUAUGGCUUAUAGAUAAAAAAAAAACAGAUGUCCUUAUUCGGACAUGUGACACCUGAUUAGUGGCAUAAUUUAUGGUAAUUUUUUAAUUUUAAGAUCAAUAUAUUCUCACAAUAUUCCUAUAUUGAGAAAGAUUGAUCAUUAGAGAAAAAUCUUACAUAUAAGAUAUAUAAGUCACCUCGAAUAUAUAGACUAUUUAGGGUAGAUGCAAAACAGUGCAUUAUCUUUCUCCUGUAGCAUAAGUCACCACAUAAUAAGCUAUUAUUAAUUUAUAAUAAUGCAGAGAAUGUAAUAUAAUAACUGUGAGACAACACUAUUGGUUACUAUAAAUGUCUAUAUAUUCACAUAUACUGAGAAGACAAAAUCAUAUGCAUUUGAAUACGCACUAUUGAUAUUAAAAUAGUUAUCUAUUAUCGAAGAUAAUACUAUAAAAUUCGAAAACACUUAAAAAGCAGCUUUGACAAAGAAUAAUACUUCAGAAAUUGCUUCUGAAAUUAAUAAA